Capronia coronata CBS 617.96 is the source of this 2172-nucleotide messenger RNA. RefSeq lists its product as uncharacterized. Bases 1 to 2172 code for a protein of 723 amino acids. The record is from RefSeq and is a predicted model, not a curated record. Gene Ontology annotation, molecular function: zinc ion binding; DNA-binding transcription factor activity, RNA polymerase II-specific; transcription cis-regulatory region binding. The transcript is spliced from 3 exons. Gene Ontology annotation, biological process: positive regulation of transcription by RNA polymerase II. Gene Ontology annotation, cellular component: nucleus. NCBI's taxonomy places the organism in Eukaryota, Fungi, Ascomycota, Eurotiomycetes, Chaetothyriales, Herpotrichiellaceae.
AUGGGACGAGAUGCCGCGUGUUUGACUUGUCGCUCGCGGAAGGUUAGAUGCGACCGUCUUCUCCCCCGCUGCUCCACAUGCACCAGACUCAAUCGCGAAUGCACCACCUCGACAAAGCCUUGCGAGGUCACCUGGCUCCAUCCCCACCUUGGUGCAAGGUCUCUGCAGGACGAUGAUCUUGUCUCCGAGCGUACGCAGCAACAGCCUGGUGCUAAAGGCCGUCCCUUACUUACGGACCUUGAGCGAGCUCGACACAUAGCUACACUCCUGUCUUCAACCCAAGAUAGCACCGUCGAGGAGUUGUUGACCGAUUUGGACACGCGGUUGCGAGAUCUCGAAAGCAACGACGUGAUCAGUCUUGGUCCUUUUGGGGUGUUUCGACCCAAUGAUGCAGUCACUGAUGAACGCCUUGGCGACGAUGCUUCGGAGAGCCAGCUCCAGAUUACUCCUUCAACAAGUCCAAUAUGCGAAGCCGCCGCCAUGAUUGGCGACUUCGAUCUUACGUACCCAGCGUCCGAUCUGAGUGAGUCGCAACUGCUACCUCCUUUUGCCGACGAUCAGUUGUCUAUUUUCGGCCCCAGUGAGAUUGAUUGGAACGACUUCCACGUUGAUCUGGGGACGGACCCGACCUGCUCAGAAACCAUUUCUAUGACGAAAGGAAUUUCAUCCAGUCUUCCCAUCGCAAUGUCAUUAACGUACAGCUUCGACGUCCAUGACCUUGACUUCCCUACCAUUAGACUUCUCCUUGAUCGCUAUCAGCAUACACUGGUCCCGUACCUUGUUCCUGCUCGAGUAUACACGAAGUCUCCGUGGGAGGCACUGCAUAUACCUAAGGUUCAUGAGACGUUGGGAGAAGUCAUAUUGAGAGGGGAUGCUGGGAACGCAAAAUUAUGUCUUUUCUUUGCAGUUCUUGGGGCAAGUGCAUUCCAUCUUGAUGUCCUCCGCACUUCGACAUCCGAGGUCACUCCUCCUUGGAGAGUUAUUGGCGAUAGUUACCGGGCACGCGCAAAGGCUCGACUCAAGAUAUCACUUCAGAGCCUGUCCCGAGAGAGAAAAGAAGACGAAGAAGAUUAUAAGGAUGUGCUUCUUGCGCUGUUGAGCAUGGUGACAGUGUGUGUCGUCAGUGGAGACAUGGAUGAGGCUUAUGCAUAUCUACACGACGUUGAGCAUCUGAUUGCUCUCUAUGGAGUGGACAAAAUCCGCCAGUCGGCAGACGUGCAAAUGCUGUACAGCACUUAUCUGUACUUGCGCACAUUACAGGCCAGCGUCAGCAGUUUCAGUGGUCAGGGUCAGGCGGGCGCAAGGUCGAUCAAAGAACCCCCAGAAAGACCAGAUGGAACCGGAUCUGCCAUCACUGUUACGCUUAAGAAACACAACAAUAAUCUUUGGUCAAGCCUGCUUCACGUCGAUGGGCAAAGCAAUGCAUCUAUGGCCACGGCGACCGAGCUUCCUUGCCACAUUUGCGGGCGAAACACAUCCAUAUUCGAGCAGAUAUACUCGCUGCCUGAGUCCCUGUUUCAGCUGAUCUCUCGCGUCACAGAACUCGCGCAGAGGAUGGAAGAGCUCAGACGCAACGAAUACAAGACAUCAAUCACCGGUCGUGAUCCGCUUUCCGAUGAAGUCGCUCAGCUGGAAACCGACGUCUGCGGUUGGAAGAACGAGGUCCCAAACCCCGAACACGGGCACGUUCCACUACAGUGUCCCAACUGCAUGUCGAACGUGACGUGUGAUUCGGGACCAGAUUGCAUCGGAAAUCCCUCCCGCACGUCCCUGUUAUACCACUUUAGAGAAGCAAUGCAUUCGGCUCUACUGAUUUAUUUCUACCGGUGUGUCCGAAGGAUAGAUACACACAUUCUGCAGCACUUUGUGAUCAAGACGAUUGAGCAUCUAUCACGGUACGGUGAACGAAAACGGGAAUCGAAUGAUCCUUCAUCGAACCUCUGCUGGCCAGGGUUCAUUGCCGGUUGUGAGGCACUAGACACCAACACUCGGGAGCUGUUUUCUGCCUGGUUCAGCAGAGAGACGGCCCUAACUGGCAUCCGCAUGUUCGAGGUUGCAGGUCAAGCAGUCAAGCAGGUAUGGGAGGCACGCGACUUGAAGAAGGACCGGAAUCUGUCUUGGUCAUACAUACUCAAGGAGAACAAGACACUGGAUAAACUGGUCCUCAGCUGA